Podarcis lilfordi (Lilford's wall lizard) is the source of this 35660-nucleotide messenger RNA. The record is from the annotation of a GenBank genome assembly. NCBI's taxonomy places the organism in Eukaryota, Metazoa, Chordata, Lepidosauria, Squamata, Lacertidae.
AUGCACCCAAUCUAUACAGUUGUUGUGGAUGGUUUGCCAUCUGAAAGCUCCUCAAGCUCCUGUCUGGGCUCUGUACCUGUUUCUGAAAUGUCUCUGCUUCAUGCUUUGGGCCCCGUGCAGACCUGGCUGGGACAAGAGCUAGAAAAAUGUGGCAUUGAUGCCAUGAUUUAUACUCGCUAUGUCCUCAGUCUUCUACUGCAUGAUAGUUAUGACUACGACCUGCAGGAACAGGUAUUUGCAUAUUUUGGAUAUUGUUUGAGUGAAAAACGAAUGCAUGUUUUCAUUGUGUGACACGUGUUUGAAAUUCUAAAUGUGUUAACUGAUUUCGGAUUCCUAUUUGAAUAGCAAAUAUUGGGUACAGAGUGGUUACACUAGACUUGAGGGUUGAUUGACUGGCAACCCAAAUCUUACAGAUGGAGGAGGGAUAAGAAAGGGCAGAUUUUAACAAUUCUGAACAACCUUUUUUUUUUAACCAAGGCUGUCCCUGAUCUGGAACCACAUAUCCCUGUCUCUGUAGUAGCAGAGGUGCUUCUCAAGCUCCCCCCACCUUGAUUGCAUAGGCACAUUACAAAUGCACCCCCCCCCAAAAAAAAAAAUCUGCAAAGGGUGGAUCAUCUGCUUAAGUCCUAAUUGAUAGAUGAAGCUUUGGGCAUCAGCCUUUAGGUGCUGUCUACAAAGGCUGGAGCUUGUUUGUUUUUUACUCAAAUCCUUGUUGCCUAGUCCCUUCCUUAAUUUCCUUUUGUGUCCCAAUUCGCUUCCCCUUUUUUCUUUUCAUAUUUAUUAUUUUCAAAUUUAGACAUUAAGCCAUGUUUAAACUUUCUUAGUUGCUGUUUGGCAUGAGGUGUUCAUUGAAUUUGUGGGGUUAGAGCUGUCCAGAGAAGGCUCAUUGUUACUUGCAGCUUUAAUUUGCCGCUUUUUGAAAAUUGACUCGUAUAUUCCUUGAACCCAUUACUUGGCAGUCUGUGGAAGAAUAUAGGAGAGGUCUAUGUGUCUGUCUACAUAACCCAAUUGCAUGUACAAACUUAAACUUGUUCUGCAACUUGAAAAAGGAGAACUUACAAGGGCAUUACAUGAGCAAUGGUGAUGAUGGAAAGGAAGAGGGUACAUCCUGGGCAGCAGGAUUUAAAUGCUCCUGCAAUGGCACCAGCAAAUGCGGCAGGAAUAGCAGGCAGACAUUACUAACAUGGCAGUCAGUUGGUGCAGGCCAUACUGUUCCGAAAUAGAACUUUUACCUGUUUGGCCAGGAUUGUGCCAGUCUAUUUACCAGAAAAGAGGACCUGGAUAACAGCUUGGCUGGCAGUUGUUUUGGCACAAUCCGUAGGCCGUUCUUUCCUCAUGCCUUUUAUUUGUUCCUUAAGACUGGUGCUGUAUGUUGCUAGCCUCAAGUAAAAUGUUGGCACUGUUUUACCAAAUAGAUCACAAUUUCUUCCUUCAUCUGUGGUGUGGGAGAUACCAGCAGUGGCAGCAAAUGGACACUUGACAGGCCAGAGCCAGAAUGUAGGCAAGUGUGGCAUAUUCAGUAUGGGAGUAAUAGUCGCCUACGUUAGUAGUUAUUUGUGUGUGUGUGUGUGUGUGUGUGUGUGCGUGUGAAUGAAUGAAUUAUAAUGCAUUUUGAAAAUGUGAUUUAUAAAUGGUCUCCAGUUAGAUGAUGAGAAUGUGGCUGGUUGUCCGUUUUCUACCUGAACAAAGCAUAAAUCUUAAGAGGUUUGCACACAGGAGUAUGAACCACAAGGUUCCACUAUUGGUCUAGGAGCUGGCACCUAGUCUCUCAACUCUGCAAGCUUGUAUUUGCAGAGCCUGGUGCUCAAAAGUAAUAUAGGUCUCCUACAGUGGCGCUUAAUAACAUUAAAGGAAAACAAAAGUUAAGGCCGUUGCCAUGACCUCUGAGCUAGGACUUGUGUUGCUUUGCUCAGGACCAACAUGGCAAAGUUGACAGACAAAGCUGCUUGAGGAACACUUUUUCCAACCUCGUCUCCAUGCCUCUGGGUCCCCCGUAUUGCACCUGGAUAGCAUAAACACUCCUGUAGAGUUGAGAGAGACUGAACACUAACAACUAGACCCCAUCCAGUCUCACUCUUGCGUGCAAACCUCUUAAGACCUAUGGUUUGUUAAGGUAUCCACUUUCUUUCACUUGGUUAAAACUUGCUCAAAACUAUUAAAUUGUUUUUAUCAUCUGUUGCUAUUUUACUGAUUUUUGUUUGUCAAAAAAUCUAUUUUAAUAUGUUUAUGCUAUACUGUUUUUGUAGUAUAUUUCAAAACCAAAAGUAACAGGUUUCCAGAGUGGGAAAUACCGUAUUUUUCGCUCCAUAGGACGCACUUUUUCCCCUCCAAAAAUGAAGGGGAAAUGUGUGUGCGUCCUAUGGAGCGAAUGCAGGCUUUCGCUGAAGCCUGGAGAGCGAGAGGCAUCGGUGCGCACCGACCUCUCUCGCUCUCCAGGCUUCAGGAAGCUAUCCGCAAGCCUUGCAAGCCCGGUGGGAGUUCCCGCGGGCUCACAAGGCUUGCAGGCAGCAGCCUGCAGGCCCGGCGAGUGUCCGCAGGCCUUGCGCGCCCGGCAGGAGGUCCCGCCGAGCGCGCGAGGCUUGGGGCAGCAGCCUGUCGCCCGAGCACGGGGAUCCCUCCGGAGGGCUCCCCGUGCUUUGGGCGAGUGUCUGCAGCCUUGCGCGCCCGGCAGGAGGUCCCGCCGAGCGCGCGAGGCUCGGGCGGCAGCUUGUCGCUCGAGCACGGGGAGCCCUCCAGAGGGCUCCCGUGCUUCGGGCGAGUGUCUGCAGCCUUGCGCGCCCGGCAGGAGGUCCCGCCGAGCGCGCGAGGCUUGGGGCUGCAGCCUGUCGCCCGAAGCACGGGAGCCCUCCGGAGGGCUCCCGUGCUUCGGGCGAGUGUCCUGCAAGCCUUGCGCGCCCGGCAGGAGGUCCCGCCGAGCGCGCGAGGCUCGGGCGGCAGCCUGUCGCCCGAAGCACGGGAGCCCUCCGGAGGGCUCCCGUGCUUCGGGCGAGUGUCUGCAAGCCUUGCGCGCCCGGCAGGAGGUCCCGCCGAGCGCGCGAGGCUUGGGGCUGCAGCCUGUCGCUCGAAGCACGGGGAGCCCUCCGGAGGGCUCCCGUGCUCGGGCGAGUGUCUGCAAGCCUUGCGCGCCCGGCAGGAGGUCCCGCCGAGCGCGCGAGGCUUGGGGCUGCAGCCUGUCGCCCGAAGCACGGGGAGCCCUCCGGAGGGCUCCCCGUGCUUCGGGCGAGUGUCUGCAAGCCUUGCGCGCCCGGCAGGAGGUCCCGCCGGGUGCGCGAGGCUUGGGGCGGCAGCCUGUCGCCCGAAGCAUGGGGAGCCCUCCGGAGGGCUGCCGGUGCUUCGGGCGAGUGUCUGCCAGCCGUGCGCACCCGGCAGGAGGUCCCGCCGAGUGCGCGAGGCUUGGGGCGGCAGCCUGUCGCCGCGAGCACGGGAGCCCUCCGGAGGGCUCCCCGUGCUUUGGGCGAGUGUCUGCAAGCCUUGCGCGCCCGGCAGGAGGUCCCGCCGAGCGCGCGAGGCUUCGGGCGGCAGCUGUCGCCGAGCACGGGAGCCCUCCGGAGGGCUCCCGUGCUCGGGCGAGUGUCUGCAAGCCUUGCGCGCCCGGCAGGAGGUCCCGCCGAGCGCGCGAGGCUUGGGGCUGCAGCCUGUCGCCCGAGCACGGGAGCCCUCCGGAGGGCUCCCGUGCUCGGGCGAGUGUCUGCAAGCCUUGCGCGACCGGCAGGAGGUCCCGCUGAGCGCGCGAGGCUUGGGGCUGCAGCCUGUCGCCCGAAGCACGGGGAGCCCUCCGGAGGGCUCCCCGUGCUUCGGGCGAGUGUCUGCAAGCCUCGCGCGCCCGGUGGGAGGUCCCGUCGAGCGCUCGAGGCUUGGGGCGGCAGCCGCGGCGGGGGGGGGGAAUAAUUUUUUUUAUUCAUUUCCCCCCCCCCCAAAAAACGAGGUGCGUCCUAUGGGCCGGUGCGUCCUAUAGAACGAAAAAUACGGUAUGUUGCGGGACUAAAACUUGCGUUUUGCCUGACUGUUGGCCAGUUCUUUUUAAUUAUAGUUUUCUUACCACAAUUUGCAAAAGACAGCGAGAAAAACAAUAAUAUACUGGAAAGCCAUUCUAAGUUCCUUAUUUAAAACAAAUUAAAUUUCUCCAUUGGUCAAAUAUAUUUCUGUUUAUUUAAAUUCACCCCACGUGUAAUCCUUGUAGAAUCAUAGAAUUGUAGUGUUGGAAGGAACCCCAAGGGUCAUCUAGUCCAGCCCCCUGCAGUGCAGGCAUCUCAACUAGAUCAUGCAUUUCAGAUGACCAUACAACCUCUGCUUAAAAACCUCCAAGGAAAGAGAGUCCACCACCUCUCAUAGGAGUCUGUUCCACUGUCAAACAGCUCUUACAGCCAGAAACCUUUUCCUGUUUUUAGUCAGAAUCUCCUUUCUUGUAACUUGAAUCCAUUGGAGAAAACAAGCUUGCUUCAUUCUCUGUGUGAUAGCCCUAUAUAUAUUUGAAGAUGGCUAUAAUAUAAUAUGGGGACACGGGUGGCACUGUGGUCUAAACCACUGAGCCUCUUGGGCUUGCUGAUCAGAAGGUUGGCAGUUCGAAUCCCCGUGAUGGGGUGAGCUCCCGUUGCUUUGUCCCAGCUCCUGCCAACGUAAAAGUUCGAAAGCACGUCAAAGUGCAAGUAGAUAAAUAGGUACUGCUCCGGCGGGAAGGUAAAUGGCAUUUCCGUGCACUGCUCUGGUUCGCCAGAAGUGGCUUGGUCAUACUGGCCACAUGACCCGGAAGCUGCCUGCAGACCAAUGCCGGCUCCCUUGGCCUAUAGAGCAAGAUGAGCACCGCAACCCCAGAGUCGUCUGCGACUGGACCUAACCAUCAGGGGUCCUUUACCUUUUUUACAGAUUAUGAAGUAACACUUCUGAGAAUGUUAGUGCUGAUGUGAAAGCAACCAGCAGUACCUCAAGCAAUAGUCUAAAUGCCACCCUGAUAACACUGGGAUUGCCCUUCUCCCCAUUCCUCUAGAAACAUUUUUGUCCAUGGCACAGCUGCUUCUAGUGGCAGAUAGCCACAGUUUUUUCAUCCCAGAAUAUAAUUGGGUAUUCUAAUCUAGCAUCAUUCCAUGGGGAUAUCUGGGGAGAAAAUAUGGCAGCUACCAGUGGAGUCCUUGCUGGCAGAGUUGGAGUGUAGAGGUCCCAGUAGGGAUGUAAGUGGGAACAAGGAUAGAAUGGAAGACUCAGGGAAGUUUGUAAAACUAAAGAUGUGGUAGAUACAUGUGUGUGUAUGUUGUGAAAAGGGAUGGGAUUGCAGUGUAGUAAAUGGAGAAGCGGUAUCAUGUAUUUUGAGCAAUAAGAGGGGCAAAUCUCCUUCACUUUGAAGUUUUUGAUAGAGGGCUAAUAUGUGACCAGAAGGUUCAGAGAGAAGCCUGAAACUAUUUGGACUAGAGUGAAGAGGAUAGGAUGAAUUUUUGCUUUGCAUUAUGUAGAGAGAAGCAUUUUAACACAAAUAGAAUCGUCUGCUUUUUGUUCAUCAUGUUUAGUGAUCAAAGAUGAGGCUUAUGCCUGUUUAACAGGGUGAAUGUUGAUGCCAGUGGAUACAGACAGCAAUUUUGGAUGCAAGACGAUCGUGUUCUUGUAUACAAAGUUUGAGGUGGCAGUUAGAUGUAAGUAAGUAAAAAGAUAGCAGUUAGUAAAAAAAAAGAUGGGCAGUCAUAUGUGGAAUGGGAUGGAAGAAGGAUCACAGGUAGAAAGGAAGAGCUGUGUGCCAUUAUCAUAUAGAUAACCUCAUAGAAUUGAGUUGGAAGGGACCACGAGAGCCAUCUAGUUCAAACCCUUGCAAUGCAUGAACCUUUUACCCAAGAUGGGAAUUGAACCCAUGACCCUGAGAUUAAGAGUCCCUGAAAAGCCAUAAAAUUUGAAGGUAUUCAUAGACUGUGUCAAGAGAAACUUCCUCCCACAGGGAAGACUUCGAUCAAGCAAUCCCUUGAGGAGAGCCAGCUGAGAACAAUAUGUUUUUUAAAAAAAAGGAAUGAAGGAAGUUGCAGUGGAGAAAGUGGUUGAUGGUAUAGAAGACAGCAGAGAAGUUGAGGAGUAUACAUACAGUGUACCAUAUCAGUGGAGAGCAGCCAGAAGUUGAGAUAACUGUUCAGAGGGAAGGAAGGAAAUUAGACAGUAGGUAGAGGAGCAGAAUGAGACAGAAGAGGGUAUGGCAGCUAGUGGUGUGUAUGAAUGUGGUGAGGGAGGAACUUAAGUAGACUGAAAUGUUGGUGUGGAAGAUAAUGUCAGAGGGGAUGACAACCUUUGAUAUGCUGUGAUGUGCAUACAAAGUGCAUUGAGGCAGAAAUUGUUCAUAUCUUCCAUGACUUUGAUGCUGCUGUUGAUGAGUACAGAUUAUAAAUGUGUCCAGCACUUAUUUGAAUCAAAGUAUUUUCAGAUGAGUUUCAGCUGUUGGGGUGUAGACAAGAUUCUUUGGACAAGGGCGACCAGUUUAUUGUAUGUUUGAUCUUUCCCCCUUGUUUUAUAUCAGGGAGGGAGGGAUUGGCCAGCUAGGUAAAAGACGAGACGAAUGCCUCACUUUGUGGAGGAGUGCUUCUGUCUUUGAAGGAAGUAACUAUAAAGCUUCAUGUAAAGAAGCUUUUGUGGAUCAAGAAGUUAACAACCACCAGCCAAUUGCUAGUACAAUGGUACCUUGGGUUACAGAUGCUUCAGGUUACAGACUCCACUAACCCAGAAUUAGUAUCCUUGGGGUAAGAACUUUGCUUCAGGAUGAGAACAGAAAUCGCACGACGACAGCGGGAGGCCCCAUUAGCUAAAGUGGUACCUCAGGUUAAGAACAGUUUCAGGUUAAGAACAGACCUCCAGAACGAAUUACAGUGGUGCCUCGCAAGACGAAAUUAAUUUGUCUAGCGAAUUUUUCGUCUUGCGAAGCACGGUUUCCCAUAGGAAUGCAUUGAAAUUCAAUUAAUGCGUUCCUAUGGUCAAAAAAAGUCCAAUCAAAGCCAAAUUUGGUACAACAAUAGUUUAUUAACUGCUCUUUAAAGUCACACAUACUUUAAAGAGCAUAUCAAAAAUUGAAGGAACAAUAAAUUAAGUUUCUAAACAUGACAGAAAAACAUUUAAAAAUCAACAAAGUGUACUGUACAUACAUUUUCUAAGACUCUGGGGAUCACUCGAAGAAGGUUCCUCUUCCACUCUUUGCUUCUUGCUGAGGAACCUGUCCAUGGUCUGCUGCUUCAUCCGCCUUUUCAGCAGCUCCCUGAGAGGCAACAUGACCGUCGUAUCAAAAGUGUUCGCUUGGUCAUGUGCCACGUGCUUGUUCGGGUGGUGCCGCUCUGCAAAAGCCUGCACCUCCUUCCACUUCUGGCAAAUGUCCCUCAGUUCUUUGGAGGACGGCCGUUCCUCAGUUGCUUCCUCCUCUUCCAGCGAGGCCUGCUCCUGCGCAACCUCUGCCUGCAGUUCAACCAGCUCCUGGGUGGUCAGCUCGUGGUCGUGCUCCUCCACCAGCUCGCUGACGUCCUCCUCUGUGACCUCCAGGCCCAUGGUCCUCCCCAAGGCAACAAUGUCCUGCACCACUGUUGACUCUGGUGCAUCAGAGUCACUUGGUGCCACACAGUCCGGCCACAGGCUGCGCCAAGCGCAAUUCAAAUUUCUCUGGCUGAUCCUGUUCCAGGCCGUGGUGAUCAUCUUCAAGCAGGUGACGAUGUCGAAGUGGUCCUUCCAGAAUUCCCGCAGGGUGAUGGUGGUGCAAUCAGUCACCUCGAAGCAUCGCCUGAAAAGCUCCUUGGUGUAGAGUUUUUGAAAUUGGCGAUGACCUGCUGAUCCAUCGGCUGGAGCAGUGGCGUGGUGUUAGGCGGCAGGAACAUGAUGUUGAUGAAGCUGAACUCCUCCAACAAGUCCACCUCAAGGCCUUUAGGAUGAGCAGGAGCAUUGUCCAUCAGAAGCAAAGCCUUCAGCGGCAGGUCGUUGUCCAGCAGGUACUGUUUGACAGCAGGGCCAAAAGCAAGAUUGACCCAGUCCACAAACAGCACACGUGUGACCCAAGCCUUGCUGUUGGAUCGCCACAUGACACUCAGCCGCUCCUUGUCGACCUUGUGUUUCUUGAAGGCCCGUGGGUUCUCCGAGUGGUACACCAGCAGGGGCUUGAUCUUCAGGUCGCCGCUUGCGUUGGCACAGAAGAGCAGGGUCAGGCGGUCCUUCAUGGGCUUGUGGCCAGGCAACUUGGCCUCCUCCUGUGUGAUGAAAGUCCUUUUGGGCAUCCUCUUCCAAAACAGCCCGGUCUCGUCGCAGUUGAAGACCUGCUGUGGAACGUAGCCCUCCAUCUUCACAACCUCCAGGAACUCCAAGGCAAAGUCUUCAGCCGCAGGAACAUCAGAACUGGCAGCCUCUCCAUGCCUGACCACGCUGUGGAUUCCAGAUCUUGCCUUGAACCGGUCAAACCAGCCUCUGCUUGCCUUGAAGACUUCUGGCUCGCCUGAGGUUCCUGGCUGUUCCCGGAUGAGGUCUGCGUGCAAGGCCUUGGCCUUCUCACAAAUGACGGCCUCAGUCACUGUGUCCCCUGCACGCUGCUUCUCUUCUAACCAGAUGAGCAGCAACUUCUCGACCUCCUCCAGAACAGCUGGGCGGUUCUUCACGAUCCUGGUGACUCCCUUGGCUGCAUCAGUCGCAAGGAUCUUCUCCCUCAUCUUCAGGAUGGUCCCGAUGGUCGAUGGGUUCCUGCCGUACUCCCUGGCGAGGUCCGUCACACACAUUCCACCGUCGUGCUUCCAGAUGAUCUCCUUCUUCAUUUCCAGCGUCACCUUCUCCUCCUUCCUCUCGCCGGCCUCCGCAGCAGCAGCAGUCUUCUUGGGUCCCAUGGCAGCACAGCUCUUACCUUCGUAAACUCAGAAAAAGAAAAAAAAAAUCAGCAAUUCAAACCCAGAACCAAGUCCUUGAAUUCCAAACACCCAACCCAAAAUCCAAAAAACCCCCAAAAAGUUUUAAAAGUUUAACUUACGAAAUGGCUGCAAAUCACCAAAGUCUUCAAAAUCCUCAAAUGGCUGCAAAAGAAGUUUUGGGAAAGCUUUAAAAAUCACCAAAGUCUUCAAAAACCUCAACUGUUCCCCCAGCCCCUCCCCAACUGUUGCAAACCCCUCCUCAACUGUUCCCCCAUCCACCCAGCACACAGAAAUUCAAACCCAGAAUUUUUUUUCAAAAAACAACAACAUGGCCCAAUGGUCACAGAAAACCAUAAAAAUUCAAAAAAAACCACACAAGCUCCCAGAUUCUUGCAAACCCCUCCCCAGCUGUUCCCCCAGCCACCCAGCACACAGAAAUUCAAAACCCAGAAUUUUUUUUUCAAAAAAAACCAACAUGGCCCAAUGGUCACAGAAAACCAUAAAAAUUCAAAAAAACCCACACAAGCUCCCAGAUUCUUGCAAACCCCUCCUCAACUGUUCCCCCAUCCACCCAGCACACAGAAAUUCAAACCCAGACUUUUUUUCAAAAAAAAAAUAAACAUGGCCCAAUGGUCACAGAAAAUCAUAAAAAUGCAGAAAAAACCACACAAGCUCCCAGAUUCUUGCAAACCUCUCCCCAACACCAAGUCCUUGAAUUCUAAACACCCCAACCCAAAAUCCAAAACCCCCCCAAAAAGUUUUAAAAGUUUAACUUACCAAACAGCUGCAAAAGAAGUUUUGGAAAAGCUUCAAAAAUUCAGCAAACUCUUUAAAAAGCUCAAGGCCACCACACCGCGUGCAAUGUGUUGCUCCUCGAAGUCAAGUCGCAACUGCACCUCUUCCAGCAAUGCACCCUGGGUAUUAACGGUUUUACGAAAAAGGAAACAAACUUGCAAGACGUUUUCGUCUUGCGAAGCAAGCCCAUAGGGAAAUUCGUCUUGCGAAGCAACUCGAAAACGAAAAAACCUUUCGUCUUGCAAGUUUUUCGUCUUGCGAGGCGUUCGUCUUGCGGGGCACCACUGUAAGUUCUUAACCCGAGGUACCACUGUAUUUCCUUCCUGAGCAAGGUUGUUAUGGAGUUCCAGAUACUCUUGGAUGAGACUGGUGACCUGAAAUCUGAUUGAAAUGAAUUCAGAUAUAGUUUUGGCACAAACACCACUUGCUUUGUCUUGAUGGAUGACUAAUGCUGAGAAACAAACAAGAAGGGUGUGUGACCAUGCUUAUUUUCCUGUACCUCUGAGCCACUUUCGGUACAGUCGUAUCUUGGUUAUCGAACACCUUCGUACUCGGAUGUUUUGGCUCCUGAACGCCGCAAACCCAGAAGUUAAUGUUCCGGUCAUUUUACACCAUUCUCUUGGCUAGCAACUGGAACAACUGUUGCUUGUUUUCAUUAACACGUAGGAAUUGCUUAAAUUGCAUUGGAAUUGUAGUUUUUGACUUGAAUACUGAUGUCACUUCCUCUUGAUUCUCAAGUAUCUGCCUUCACGCUGUUACUAGAGUAUCUAUCAAACACCAUAUCUAGUCGUGAAAUAUCCUUCAGUUGAUUAUUGAAAUAUGAUUUAAAAACACUUUCAUAGUAUUCUGAAAAUGUUUUGACAUUGCCCAGAUUACAUUUGUGGAUUACAGCUGCUCCAUCAAAUAUUUUAACUAUUACAUUUGGUUUGCUGUGAUUAAAGAUGUCAUCACAUUUUGAUUGAAUACAGUCUAUAAUUUCAGACUUGUUGGUUGGUUUUCGGAGUUUUUCAUCAUCUGAAAUGGAGGGUGGGUACAAUUGCUUUUCAUAGGAAAAGAAAGCAUCAAUGUCACCAUCCCGUACUUCAGAUAUGGCAUAUGCUCUGCAGAACCAGUUGGAGUCUUUUCGCAAGUUAGUAAUCUUGGACUUUGUUUUACUGGUGCUUUUUGUUCUAUUAAAAAUGUGAAGGUUGCUCCUUGGAAUAACUUCAUGAAUUGUAUUUUGAACUUGAUCAAGACAAGGCAUGACAUAUUCUUCACACUUUUUCAGUCCUAUUGUAAAUGCCUCUCUAACACACUUGACAGCUUCAACACUUAGAAUUACUUUUGAGCCCCCAAUUGACACCAAAUCAGUUUCUUCAAAUGGAUUUCCUUGUUCAGUUAAGAUGUUGAUCAUUUCUUUGACAUGGACUUAAGAACCUUUUCUCAAAUCAUCCCUGACCACUGGUCCUGCUAGCUAGGGAUCAUGGGAGUUAUAGGCCAAAAACAUCUGGAGGGCUGAGUUUGAGGAAGUCUGGGUUAGCACGCGCAUGUGCACACACACACACACACACACAUACAUACAUACAUACAUCAUAGAAUAGCAGGGCAGUGUAUAGUGAGAAAAAAACAACACUCCAUUAAAAAGAGUACACAAUAAUCAUUAUGGUGCUUUAAACAGCUGCAUAAAAAGUCUUCAAGGCUUUAAAGGGUGGAAGAGUGUUCUGCAGUAUGUGACUGGCAACACUAAAUGCCCACAUUCUAGCUGAGGACCGUCCGACCUCGGUAACAUGAGAACGACUAGCAGUGCAUCUAUAGAUGAUCUCAGUGAUCCAGCUGGGGUAUAAACGCUCAGCUGCUUAUGGUGCUGUGAACCCAAGUUGUUCAGGGCUUUGUAUAUCAACACCAAGUGCCUUGAAUCUGGCCCAGUAGCAUUUGGGCAGCAGUGCAAAUGCUGACUGCCUUCCCCCAUCAGCGUUCUGCAAUUUUUAGACCAGCCCCAAGAACAUAGAGCACAUUGCAGCAAUCUAGUCCUGAGGUUAAAUAACAUUGGGGACAAAAUUGUGCCAUGUAGAACCCCACAGCACAAGUUGCAGGCAGGGUUCAAAAUUAGCAGGGCGUCAGGUGCAUUUUGUGCCUAAAUUCUCCAUUUGUGAGCUCAAAAAGUCUGGGUGCCAUUUUUGUGUCUGCUGACACUCAAGGACUACUGAAAUGUAUGUGCUCAAAGUAUAUGGUAAGGAUAGACAAUACGUUAAGGCGUUUAACAAUAAAGAGUAGAAUGUUUGAAAACUGAAGUAUGGUACCAAUAUUUUUAUUGUCAACACCAAAUUAAAAUGUAUUAACAAUUUCUGCUAAAAAUGAGAUAUUGACAAUGUGUCACUUAUGUGAAUUGCGUAUUAAUUCAUACUUAACAAAAUAAUAACAAAAAUGGUUGUCAACAUACACACCCCACUGAUGACUAGACAUUCUGUUUUGGUGCCCACAGCCCAGGUCCCAAAAGCCAUUUGACUCCUAGCUUUUCUAUACCACCAGUUCCAGUCCCACACAAUGAAUCUGGGAGGUUACUGUUGUCAUUGGUAUCAAAGUUCAUAAGAGUAACAGGGCCACACUCCCCUGGCCCUCUAUUAAUAACAAGGCUAAUAUACUCUUGAAACCUGGCCUAUAUCCAGUUUGAGGUGGAUCCAGAUAAUCAUUGUCAUCUAGGAAUGCUAGAAUUGCUCCAUAACCACCAUCUUCACCAUGUUUCUCAAAAAUAAGUGUAUUGUGUCCACUGUGGGGUUUUAAAGGAGUAGCUGCCUAUUUAAGGGCAGCUGGGACCUCCCCCUCAUGCAGUGAUGUGUUCACAACACCCUAGACCCACCCAGCCACCCCGCUGUGGUUAGCUGUAGCCAGCCAGAAAGGGCAAAUGUCCAGAGGGCAUAUGCUUGGCUCUAUUUAUUCAAAUAUCUGUCCACAUCUUCAGGCCACAUCAACUGGAAAUGGUCCCAUAACAAUGGGCCAGACACUGCCUUGGAACUCUGAUUGGAUUUGCUAUAAUAAUAACAUCCAGGUCACUAUGAAGUUUAGAGAUUUUGUCCUUGAAGUAUAGAAUCACAGAAUUGUACAGUUGGAAGGGACCAGAAGGGUCAUUUAGUCAAACCCCCUGCAUUGCAGGAAUCUUUUGGUUAAUGUGGGGCACGGACCCAUGACCCUGAGAUUAAGAGUCUCAUCCUCUAUUGACUGAGCUACAUAUAUCAGAGAUAAAGUGUCUUGCAAGCUAGUAGCUGCUAGUUACCAUGUGUUCUAGGAGUCAGCCCCUUGAAUUUGGGCUAACUAGUCUCUGAACUACAUGGAACAACUUUGCCAGCUCACUUAUCAAGGGUGUGAUGGACAUGGUGAAUUAUGACUUUGCUGCCUUCACGGCCGUGUGGUAAACAUGACUACAGGUGUUCAGUCAACUUUGGAGCAAGAUUUCAACCACUUGCAGUUAAGUAUCCAUUCAUGUGAUGUCCAGUACUAGAGAGGACCUUUGAGAGUGAAUCUAUUUACAUUAGAUUCAUAUAAGGUGGUAGAAAUGUUGAAUCAGUAACUGGGCCCAGUAAUGGACUGGAUGACGGUCAAUAUACUGAAAUUUGAUUCAGAUAAGACAAGAGCUGUUGGUGGGCAACACUUUGAGUUGUACUUCCCAUAAAGAAGCAGGUUUAUCAGUUGGUGCUCUAGAUCUAGCUUUGUUGCUGGAGGCACAAGUAGCCUCUGUGGCAUGAGGUGCCAUUUAUCAGUUUGACUGGUGUGCCAGCUGCUGGGACAGAGCCUACUUUUAGUUAUCUCUGCUGUGCUGGCCUAGAGAUUAGACUACUGUAAUGCAUUAUAUGGGGACGCGGGUGGCUCUGUGGGUUAAACCACUGUGCCACUUGGGCUUGCUGAUUGAAAGGUUGGCAGUUUGAAGCCCCGUGACGGGUUGAGCUCCCAUUGCUUGGUCCCAGCUCCUGACAACCUAGCAGUUUGAAAGCACACAGUGCAAGUAGAUAAAUAGGUACUGCUCCAGUGGGAAGGUAAACGGUGUUUCCAUGCGUUGCUCUGGUUUCACCAGAAGCGGCUUAGUCAUGCUGGCCACAUGACCUGGAAAAACUGUCUGCUUAAGCGGACAAAUGCCAGCUCCCUCGGCCUUUAAAGUGAGAUGAGCGCUGCAACCCCAGAGUCGUUCGCGACUGGACUUAAUUGUCAGGGGUCCCUUUACCUUUACCUUAAUGCAUUACAGUGGUACCUCGGGUUACAUACGCUUCAGGUUACAUACGCUUCAGGUUACAGACUCCGCUAACCCAGGUAAAUAGUGCUUCAGGUUAAGAACUUUGCUUCAGGAUGAGAACAGAAAUCGUGCUCCGGUGGUGCGGCAGCAGCAGGAGGCCCCAUUAGCUAAAGUGGUGCUUCAGGUUAAGAACAGUUUCAGGUUAAGAACAGACCUCCAGAACAAAUUAAGUACUUAACCCGAGGUACCACUGUAUAUGUUUGGUUGCCUUUUGAAGGCAAUUGAAAAAUUACAUUUAGUGCAAAAUCCAACUGAGUGUGCCAACUGGGACCAGGCAUUGGGGGCACUGAUGGUACUGAUCUCUGCACUAGCUCCUGUUUCUUUUUAAUGCCCUUCACAGCUUACAGCCAGGGUAUCUGAUAGACCACCUGUCUCCUUUUGAGUCAACCUGUGUAGUUCAUCUUUAGGGAACCUUCUCUUGGGUUCCUCUGUUUUCACAACUAUGUCAAGUAGUGACCAGGCAAUGGAUUUCUUUGUGGUGGCAAUCCAGUUCUGGAAUACUUCCCUCAGUGAGGCUUUCGUCGUGCCUGCUUUUAGGACACCUAGGUGCUUACACUCCGAGGCAAUUUAGCAGAAUAAGUGUUGCCUAAGUUUUUGUGCUGCUUUAUCAUGUGCUAUUGUAAGUGUUGCUGAUGUUAUUUGAUGCAUACAUUAUAUUCUCUUGUGUUUUAAAAUCUUUAUUGUAAAGCUGUAUUUGGAAAAUUUAGUUGGUUGGAUCUACUGUAAUUAAAGCUAAGAGUCAGGAGGGCAAGUAAUGGGCUCAUGGAGCUCGUGUACAUAGUUAUUGUGCUUCUGCUCCUCACGACGGUAUUUGUGCCAUCCUUGUACAAAGGUCUUCAGCGUCUUGCAAACAACAUGGAGCCAAAUACUGCUGUUAACUUUUAUUCUUCGCUUUAAUUUAUUUUUAGGAGAAUGACAUCUUCCUGGGUUGGGAAAAAGGAGCUUACAAGAAAUGGGGAAAGAGUAAGAAAAAAUGCUCUGAUCUAACACUAGAAGAAAUGAAAAAACAGGCUGCUGUUCAGUGUCUUCGCUCUGCUUCUGAUGAAGUAAGAAUUAGCACACUUGUUUAAUUCUAUGUAACUUCUCAUUCUUAAUGUGGUAUUGGGGUGGAUAAAUUUUAGUUUUGUAAUGUUGGUAAAUUUCAGUUAUAGAAAGCUUCCCUUCAAAAUAUCCUAGUUGAAUAUGAAAUCUUAAGUUUAAUCUUUUUUAAAAAAUAAGAAACUUCAUUAUUAUUGUUAUUGCCAUUUUCAUACAGAAUGGUUAUUGACAUAAGCACAUACAAAACGCAGUAAGAAUAAUGAAUGUAAAAAUACAAAUAGAAAAAUGAAAUGAAAAUACAGAGGUGAGGGGAAAACUGGGAAACAACUGAGAGUGCUAUGCUGUAUAUAUUUAUCACAUAUAAAAAGAAAAAGGUGAGUCAAAUUAGUUAUCAAUAAAGCCUCUCCACCUAUUUAUCUGUGGAGCAGGGGGUUUAGUAGGCUGUGUGGACAAGUUAACAUAGGAGAAAAACUUAUACCAUCAAAUGAAAGUGGUCUAUUUUUGGUGAACAAUCAAUGACUCUCCAUUUAUGUGUCAGGUGUUCUCCAAUGUCCCAUACUUUUGCUGGCCACUCCUCUCGGAAAGGAGGUGAGUCAGAUUUCCAGUGGGAGGCCACAGACACAAGAGAUUUGUGCAUGAUGGGUGAAUUGGUACCAGGCUCCAAGGAUAGGAGUGAUGGUGGAGAUAGUUUCAAAAAUUUGGGUCCAGAAUCUCUGAACUAUGCAGCGAUCCCACCACAUAUGGAGCAGUGUUCCAAUGUGACCACACCUGUGACCACAACCCCGCCAUCAUAAAUUAGAGUACCCUUUGCCAAUUCUAGGCAGGUGGAGUGGAGUCCAAUGCCAUCUUAACACUGUUUUCAGUGUGGCUUUCUGUAUUCUUACAGAAAUUGUUUUAAGUGAGGGUUUAGACUACAUCGUUUCCCAUACUUGUUGCUCUAUCCAGAGACCCAGAUCACUCUCCCAUACUAAUUGUAGCCCCUGAGAAUGAACCAUUAAUAAUGUGCGCCAUUUGCUUUAAUUGAAAAGCCUCAUAGCAUAGCCUAAGACAUGGGACCCCAAGACCUCCUUGGGUCCUGGGAUGAUAAAGUCUGACAACUCUGCUACUCCUUCCUCCAAGAUUUCCAAGUCCCGUAUUUCUGGAAGAAGCAAGUUCCCUUUAUUUAUUUUUCUGCUGGAUUGGCUUUGGCUUUGCCCUCUGAUGACUGGUUUCAUGGCAUCCCAUAGGCUCGAGAUUUUAGUGUCCAGGAUGGCAUUUUAUAGGAAAUAAAACUUUAGCGCUUGAUUUACUUUAGCCAAUUUGUUGGUUAGUAGGAGAGAAUCAAAAGUCAGCGAAAUGAACUUGGGCUUAGAGAGUCCACUGCUAAAGAGAUAGAAUUUGGGGCAUCAUCUGAGACUGGGAUGAUUCCUAUAUCUGUUUUUGUCACUUUAUACCAGAGAUCUUUGGAUAUGAAGAUAUAGUCCAAAUGGGCCAUACAUGUACGAGUGAAAUGUAAAUUCCCUGUCAGUGGGGUGGCAGAUCUGCCAGAGGUUGCAUAAAUUAUUGGCAUGCUAAAGUUUAGUGAAGGCUUCACCAGGCUUUAGGGAGCUAAACUUUCUCAGACCCUAGUGAGGUAUCUGUCUUUUGGGUCCGCUAUGGAGUCCUGAAUAGUGAAUGGGCAUUUAUUUAUUUUUGCAAUCAUUAUGGCCACACCCCUUGCUGAGGGCACAGGUUUGGUCACCUAACCAUUUGCCCUUUAAUAGCAGUGUAGUUGUAGCAAUGUAGUUGUUUUGCUGUUUUUCUUUUGGUGUGUCUCUUGUAUCAAAAUUAUAUCUGGAUGUUCCUUUUUCAGGAGCGUUUCUACUCUGGAGCACCUCACAGCAGAGCCUAAACCUUUAGCAUUUAAUGAAAUAACCUUUACAGUGGGUGGCACUAUAACCAUAGUUGAGAACAAAUGGUGCUUAUCCAAUAUGUCAAAGGAAGAAGUAAGAACACAGCAGCAUGCUUGAGGGUUGAUUGCACUGUACAAUAAACUCUCAACAGGAGAGAACAGUAAGAACAGAGAACUUCAACUUUUAACAUAGCAAACUGUUCAAGGUGCAUCCAGCUAUCUGUGGCUGGAAUAGGGGAAGCUGUGGAGAGCAUUAUGCUAGCACACCAAGGAACAGAGGGAGGGCUGAGGCAGAGAAAGAUCUUUUGCUCCACACCCUUUCCUCCUCUGGGAGUUAGUCAUAAUAAGCCUGAUGGCCAAGUGCUUGGUUUAAUCCUUUGUGCUUUACAAAGGCCUAAGAGCCAUGGUGUGAACGAAGAGAGUCUGCUGCAGAGCUUUGCAUUUUCUUUUUCUCUGUGUGUGAGAACCCUGAGGAAGAGGAGGGGAGGUUAGUUCCACUCCUUGCAGCUACUUUGGGGAUUGCAAUUUUACGUUCAUGGGUAGUAUUUUCAGAGGCAGUUUAUCAGAGGCAGCAAUGUGUUUGCCAUUGACUUGCACCAACAACUUAAAUGGGAACCCCCAUCAGUAGGAAAUCCCUGCAGCCUUCAGCGCAGUGGUGUGACAUAUGAAUUAUCUCUGUUGAGCCAGUUUCCUGGCAUAAAUCUGGAAAUGCCUCUACACUGAAUGAGUUGUAUUUAAGUUCUGGAUAGUUGCGUAGGGCAUUUAAAAUCAGAGUUUUAGUUUGGUAGCGUUCAAAGCAGACAACAAUAUUUCUUGGUGCCUCUGAGUUACUUGCUCUUGGUGCACCCACUCUGUGUCCCCUUUCAGUGUCAUGGAGAGUGAUGGGGGGUUAUAUAUUCAAACUGUCCAACCAACUUAAAAUCCAAUCAGUCAUCUCUCCCCCUCCUCUUUUUCCAGAAUCCCAUGUAGUUUAAUUUUUUUUCAAAUUUUUCUCUAUCCAGUUGAGAAGCAAAUUUUAAAUCUAAAUAUUCAUUUGCCAUUUUACCUUAAGUGCUUGCAGUUAUGUUUGGGUACUUAAGCUGGUAUUGAGGGUCUCGUUUGCUGUUUGUGCUACAUCAGCUAUUUGAUUAGAUAACAUAUCAAUCUUGCUUUCAAGUGACUGCAAAGGAGCUGCUCAGUCUGUUGCUAAAGUCUUUCUUAUUUUAUGAAUACACUCCCCUCCCUCUUUUUUAUUAUCUAAGCUGCUACAAGGUUUCCUGCCUUUUGCUUUUAGGCCCUGGAGCCAUUUUUUCCUCACAAGCUUCUUCUGAGAGCUCUGAGUAAUCAGGAGCUACAGCUUCCUACCAGUCAAGCCUUGCUAACUUACCUUUCAGGCCAUGCAACCCCUGCAGCAUUACCUUUCAGGAGGUGUGCUGAGAAAGGUGAAGAAGAGUGAUUUUGCAGACAUUCAAAGCAAAUUCAUUCCCCAGGGUGCUGGAAACUUGAAAUCAAGCUGCCAUUUGACUGCAGCAGGCCAAGGGGAGGGGAGGCUAAAUAGGUUGUAUAUGAUGGGCAUAGUUACAAUCUGAGUUUCAGUAAGACAGAGGUGAUGAUCAGAGCUCUUGGUAGCUCCAUGAUCUGCUCAAAAGUUGUGCAGUUUACAUUCAGAGCCAAAUUUAAUCAUUUGAAGUCAUGGUGCAAAGAAACCAUCUGGAGCAUUCUCUAAGGCUCCUGAUUGUUCUUGUGCAGCUGUGGCUUUACUUGCCCUUCACCUGAUGUCAGGUGAGUGACAGCUGGAUGUUGUUUGGCCAAAGUGGCCGUCUUGCAGGCCAUCUGGGGUAUGUGUUCCUAUUUAGGCGCAUGGGCCAGUGGUUUCUCACCAUAGUAGUAGAGCAUGGGACAUAGAGUGUUGUGCCAAAGGCUAGACAUGUGCUGGAGCAUUGGGUUGAAUAAAUGAUUGAAAAUACAUUUCAGCUGGUAGACUAACAAUUAAUGAAAAUAAGCAGUAGGUGACAAGGUGUAAGGAUCAAGUGAAAUGCAGCUGGUUGGCCACUAUCUCUCACUGUACUUCCGUAUCUAUAGUUCUGAAUAACACUAAUAUUUCAAAAAUUAGAGAUUUGUUGGGAUUGCCUUUUGACAUUGGCUCCCAGUACGUUUCCAAGCACAAUUCAAAGUGUUGGUGCUGACCUUUAAAGCCUUAAACAGCCUUGGCCCAGUAUACCUGAAGGAGCGUCUCCACCACCAUCAUUGUGCCCGGACACUGAGGUCCAGCUCCAAGGGCCUUCUGGUGGUUCCCUCACUGCGAGAAGCAAAGCUACAGGGAACCAGGCAGAGGGCCUUCUAGGUAGUGGCGUCCGCCCUGUGGAACACCCUCCCAUCAGAUGUCAAAGAGAUAAACAACUACCUGACAUUUGGAAGACACCUGAAGGCAGCCCUGUUUAGGGAAGUUUUAAUGUGUGACAGUUUAAUGUAUUUUUAAGCCCAGAGUGGCUGGGGAGACCCAGCCAGAUGGGCGAGGUACAAAUAAGUUGUUGUUGUUGUUGUUGUUGUUGUUGUUGUUGUUGUUGUUGUUAUAUUACUUGGGAUAAGAUCUGGUGUAGCUAUUGAACUGACCUUUUUUGGUUUUAAAAUUAGAGUUCUUUGGGGAACUUUUGGAUAGGUAACAUGGCCCUCCGCUCCAUUUCAUUUUAGUUUGACACCUACCGUAUCUUUAAGGCCAAACUACACAUUCCACUGAGAUUCCUGGCUGAAGAUUCCAGUUAGUUCCUUAAAAGCAGCUCCAGUGGCUCCAAAUUUGAGCAAAGAUGGGGAAAUUGUUUACUUGCUCACACUGCAACCAAAAAUUAACUAGUUGGCUUAGAUACAAGCCACUGUUCUCUUUGCCAGCAUUACCUUGGAGUGGGGGAUACAUGCUGAGACUCUUACGGAGACAAUAUAUAUGAAGCACUUUCAGUACUUGAAAUGUAUUAAGUAAAUGCCAAGUGGUCAUUGUAAGCUUUUUUAUUAUUACACAGAGCUCUGGGAUUGAGACUUUAGUGGAGGAGCUCUGCUGCAGGUUGAAAGAUCUCCAGAGUGAACAAGGUGAGAAAAACAUUUGGACUACAUAUCUUCAGAGUUAUUUGUUAUUUUUAUUUAAGUAUUUAUAAACCACACUUUCAUAUAAAAUAUCACAAGGCAGUGGGGCUAGACCAUUCUUAGAUGCAUUAGGUCAGUACCUUACACAGUUCUAUGGUUUCAGUUAGGCUAGAACAAAACCCAGGUCUCUCAGAUUGUAAGGUGUCUGCCAUUUCAGGCUGCUAGUGAGAACUCGCAUGUUUAGAGUGCUUCACCCUUUACCCCAGUCUUAGACAUUGAAGUCAAGCCUUUUAUCUGGUUUGCUGAGCACAGGAAUACUUUUAUUGUGAUGGAGCAUUCAGUCAUGUGAGCCUCCAAUGCAGCCUGAAAUAGUACAAUCCACUUUAUUGGCUCAUUAUGAUAACUGCACCGAAGUUCUUCAAGGACUGUAGAUGUAAUAUUGGGUCAUGAUGUGCGACAUUUCUUAAUAAAUUAAGAUCCGUCCCACAAUAUAUAAGGAACAUUGUGAAGCCAUAACAAGAGAAUGUAAUCCGUGGGAGACCAGCUUGGUGUUGCUGGAUUACAAUUUGGAACAUCCCUGUCUAUCUUGGCUACCCCAGUCAAUGACCAGCUUUCUAGAGUUGUUAAUGGGUUGAUAAAAGUCUGAAGAUGCACUUGAAAAAGUUUAUAUUGAAACUAAGAAAAUACAAUACUUAUAACAGUAACACACUUAAGUAUUUAGCCUGGGAAGGCAAGCCAGAAUAAAUUAUUGUCACUUUAGGCCCUUUGAAAUCAAUGAGAUUUAAGUUGGUGGUCAUCAUCAUUCUCUCUUUUCAUAGCAAAGGAUCUAUUAAGUCACUUGAGUGAUGAUUCAGAGGUUAAAGCCUACACUUGACCUUGUUUUAGAUUGCAUUUUAAGCUAGACCUUUACCUGCAGUAAUACAUACAGAUUUACAAUUGUGGGAUUGAUACGAGGGAGCAGACAAAAGCAAGCCAUCACCCCACUUGGAUCCAUCCCUUGGCUUCAAAAAAUAACACAUUGUGUCUCAUUAAUGUCGUUCACCAGAAAUAUCUGGGUGAUCUCAUACUCUUAACUCACUGAGUUCUCAUCUUAGUUCCGGUCUCAAACCCCAAACGUUUUACUCUCAUCUACCAAACAGCUGAACAUCAACACAUUUUUAUCUGCAUCUGUAGCUGGUGUUUUUGGAAAGCUUAGGUAAAUGAAUUUUCCUGGCCUCCUUGAAAUUAAUUAAUCCAUUACUUUCAUAACUGCUCCCCACUUGUCUCCAAACAGAAUACUAUAUUGUAAAAGAAAUGUGGGUUUUUUUGUUUUUUAAAAAAUGUGGGUUAUUUGAGCAGAUUAUUUGAAUUACACCCCUGCAUGAUAUAAAGGCUGUAUUAACAAAUUUUAUAUAUUUUAAUGGCUUCAAUAACUUAUGAGUAUGUUUUAGAAAAUUAUUAAAAUUAGUUAAAUCCCAAAUGUAUAUAAGGCUACCCUGAUUGUGUUCAAAUAAUAUUUGAUGAAUUUUAGAGGACAAAAUUCACUUGAUGAAAGGUUUAAAAUAAAGUGCUUAAACCAUUAAACUAUGCAAUAAGACUACUGUAAAUACAAUUACUUAAUAUGAUGCAUGUUUCUCAUUAUAAGAUAUAGCAUGGUAGGGAAAGUAUGAUAUAAAAUUUUCAGAAGACUGUUUUUAUUUUAUUUCUUAGCAGAGGAGAAGAUUCACAAAAAACUUGAGGGCUCUUUGCCUCCUGAAGUUGAUUUCUCUCCUGCAGCAAAGGAUCAGGUGGAAAUGUAGGUAUCUCUCUUUUAAAAUGAAGUAUUGUGUUUUCCUGUGUAUGUUGAUGUAAAAGCCAAAUGCAAUUUUAAAUAGACAGUUAAACAUAUACAGGUCUUAAUAUAAGGGUUUCCGUCUUUUGUUUUCUAUUAAAAUGUUUACUUCUGCCUUGUAAUCAUAAAAUAAGAUUUUUAAAAAAUAUAUACAUGAGAAAGUUAUAUUUUCCUUUGACAAAGGAUAAUAUUGGUUUUCAUCCUCAGCAAGGCUUCCCCAGUUUAUCAGUCCUACCAAACAAGGUGCUAAGGAUGAGAAAAAUAAGCAGGGAAAAGCUAUUGAUUUGAUGAAUCACAGGUGGCUGUGGUCUAAACCACCGAACUUCUUGGGGUUGCCAAUCAUAAGGUCAGCAGUUCGAAUCCACAUGACGGGAUGAGCUCCUGUUGCUUUGUCCCAGCUCCUGGCAACCUAGCAGUUCAGCGCAAGUAGAUAAAUAGGUACUGCUACAACGGGAAGGUAAACUGCAUUUCUGUGCACUCUGGCACUUGUCACAGUAUUCCAUGCGCCAGGAGCAGUUUAGUCAUGCUGGCCACGUGACCCGGAAAAGCUGUCUGGAAGCAGAGAUGAGUGCCACACCCCAUAGUCAAAUUUGACUGGACUUAACCAUGCAGGGGUCCUUUACCUUUCACCUUGCUGGAGAAGUUAGUUUUGUUGUGUCAGAAAUGUUGUCUUCAGUGACACUUUUUUUAUUUUUCAUGAUAUGCGGUAUAGUGAACAACCUGUUGAGUAAAAUAACAUGAAUUUACAAGAUGGUCUCCUGGACAUCUGGCUUCUUUGCCUCUUCAUGCUUGAUGACAACAUUGGGCACCAGGGACUCUAGAGAUCUGUGUUUCUGUGCCCCUCCUGACAUGGAUGGAACCAGUGCUCCCCCCCCAAAAAAAAGUGUUUAGGGGUACUCUCAUAUUCCUACUCAUAUUGAAAUACUGCCCCUCAGUGAGGCCAAGCUUAAGAUUCAUAAAAUGUUUAGUGGUAUGCGUACCCCUGCAUCCCCCCAGAAAAAAGCACUGGAUGGAACCUUUCCUUCUGCCUCCCACUUUGCACUGCUUUUCAGAGGUGGCAGAAAGGGCCCACCUAUUUCUGCAGAGAGACUUUGGACACUCAUGUGCAUGUACAGUGAGCCAGGAUGUCUGGGCACAAUGAGUAUUCAUUCCCGUGAUGCCCUCAAACCCCAAGCAAUACAGGUAUGGGAGUGUCUGAGACAUUCCAAUUGCCCCUUCAUAUAAAGGGAACCCUUGUCUGUCAUCAUCCCCCUUUCAUCUAGCAAGCUAUGAGAGAAGGAUUGAGUGUCAAAUCCAUAUCUACAGUAAGUCCUGCAUAUAAAACUUCUUCCUGAUUUAUUUAUUUUUUCGUUUCUCCAUUCAGGUAUUAUGAAGCAUUCCCACCUCUUUCCAAGAAACCUGUUUGCCUGCAAGAAAUUAUGACAGUGUGGAAUAAAUCCAAAAUUUGUUCUUACUCCAGCUCCUCAUCUUCUUCUACUGCCCCAGCAACUAGCACAGAUACAUCAUCUCCAAAGGAUUGUAUUAGUGAAAGUGAAAUUUCCAAAGAGAGAAAUGGUAACAAAGUGCAUGCCACUGUCCAUGAGAGAACCACACAGAAAAAGGAUAAAGAUGAAAAAGAGAAUAAGUUUGGAAGUAGCAGUGUUGAAGAUAAAUCUGUUUUAUAUAAAAAGCAAGUCCGACAUAAAUCUGAGGGAAAGAUACGCCCGCGAUCCUGGUCUUCUGGCUCCAGUGAAGAAGGUUCAAAUUCUAGUGGUAAUCAAGGUGAACUAAAGGCAACCACAAAAUGUGUUAAAGUCAGGCAUAAAACAAGGGAGGUUCGGAGUAAAAAAGGACGCAAUGGACAAAGCAGGCAUUUGGCAAAAUUUGGUGAGAAGUCUGAAAGAAAAAUUCAUGGUGGCAGCAGCAGUAAUGGAUCUAUCAAACAACUCUGUAAAAGAGGUAAACGGCCAUUAAAAGAAAUUAGAAGGAAAGAAACUGGGAACUACGAGAGAAAAGAGCUAUAUUUUGAUAGCAGAAAUGAGAAGGAAUAUAAGGAAGAGCCCUUAUGGUAUACUGAGCCAAUUACUGAAUACUUUGUUCCCCUGAGUAGAAAAAGCAAGCUGGAGACGACGUACCGCAAUAGGCAAGAUGCAUGUGAUGCAACUUCGGAGGCUGUAGAAGAAUUAGCUGAAUCGGUGCAAGGUCUCUGCAUUAGCAACAAUAAUAUUAAUAAAACAUACCUCGCAGCAGGUACUUUCAUUGAUGGCCAUUUUGUGGAAAUGCCUGCAGUUCUAAAUGAGGACAUUGGCCUCACUAGGACCUCAAAGUGUUCUCAACCAGAGGACGAUACACACUCAGAUGGCGUUCAUCUGUCAGAACUAACGCACUUCUAUGAAGUGGAUAUUGACCAAUCCAUGUUGGAUUCUGGUGCCUCAGGCAAGAUGGAAGGAGAGAGUCGGAUUUUGAAUAUGAUUCGGCAGAAAAGUAAAGAGGGGACUAAUUUUGAGGCAGAAUGUUGCAUAGUGUUUGAUGGAAUGGAGUUGCAAGGGGAAAGUGCAAUAUGGGCAGAUUCAGCCACCUCUGGUGCUGAAGGGUGGUUCUUACAAGAUCUUAGUAAUUUAGCUCAAUUUUGGGAGUGCUGUUCGUCUUCUAGCUCUGGUGAUGCAGAUGGGGAAAGCUUUGGAGGAGAUUCUCCUAUUAGACUUUCUCCUACUUUAGACAGCACAAUGCUUAAUUCUCACAUGCUUGCAGGCAAUCAAGAGCUGUUUUCAGAUACUAAUGAAGGGUCUGGUUUAAAUUCUUUUUCAGUGUUUGAAGUGCAAUGCAGUAAUUCUGUCUUACCAUUUCCUUUAGAAAAAUUCAGUUUGGGAAAUGAAAAUACAGAUUCUAGUAGCAAUGUUGGUAUGUUUGGGAAAACACAGUCUAGAUUGUUAAUAUGGACCAAAAAUAGUGCCUUUGAUGAAAACGAACACUGUUCUAAUUUAUCAACAAGAACUUGUAGUCCAUGGUCAUACUCUGAAGAAACACGUUCAGACAAUGAGACUUUAAAUAUUCCAUUUGAAGAAUCCCCUCAAUUUAACUCGGAUGAGAUAAAUUAUGUAGUUCCCAGAGUAUCUUCAAGUUACAUAGAUGAAGAAAUUGUAGAUUUUUUGCAGGAGGAAACCUGCCCGGAACAGACUAGACCUUUGGGAGAAAUGCCUACCUUAGUUUUUACAAAAAAAUCAAAACUAGAAUCUAUAUGUGGUAUACAAUUAGAACAAAAAGCCGAAGAUAAAGAAUAUGAAUCUACACAAGUGUGUAGUGACAGCAGUCCACAUGAAGAUGACUAUGGCUCAGGGGUUAUUAAAGACAUCUGGACAAAUAUGACAGACAGAAAUUCUGCAGCAAUUAUAGAAAUAGAUGGUGUAGAAGAGGAGCUGUUUUCAACUGAUGUAAAUCAUUAUUGCUGUUGCUUAAAUGACACAAAGGUAGAAAUUCUUCAGGACCCUAACAAAGCAGUGCAAAGAUCAGAAUAUCAUCUGUGGGAAGGACAGAAAGAGAAUUUGGAGAAAAGAGCUUUUGCUUCAAACAAUUUAUCAGAAGUGGAUUGUGGGGAUUAUACUACACCCUCCAAACCAUGGGAUAUUAACCAAGAUAAAGAAAGUUCAUUUAUUCUUGGUGGUGUGUAUGGGGAGCUCAAAACCUUUAACAGUGAUGGAGAGUGGGCAGUGGUGCCGCCUAACCAUCCAAAAGGAAACUUACUACAGUGUGCAACUUCUGAUGUAGUUACAAUAGCUGGUACAGAUGUUUUCAUGACACCAGGAAACAGCUUUGCCCCUGGUCACAGACAGUUAUGGCGACCUUUAGUAUCAUUUGAACAGAGUGAGCAGUUGAAGUGUGGUGAUCGUGGAUUAAAUAGGGGUUUUUCAUUUAUCUUCCAUGAAGACUUGUUAGAAGCUUGUGGUAAUUUCCAAGAUGAAGAGUCUGGUCUUGAAUAUUCAUUCUCUUCCUUUGAUUUGAAUAAUCCAUUUUCACAAGUUCUUCAUGUAGAAUGUACAUUUGAACCAGAAGGAAUUGCAUCCUUCAGCCCUUGCUUUAAACCCAAAUCUAUUCUUUGCUCUGAUUCUGAUAGGGAGGUUUUUCGUCCUAGAAUAUGUGGUGCUGGGAGAACACAAUACAGAGCUAUACGAAUUUCUCCUAGAACUCACUUUCGCCCCAUUUCUGCAUCUGAACUUUCUCCAUGUGGUGGAAGUGAAUCUGACUUUGAAUCAGAGAAAGAUGAGGGGAUUAUCCCUGCCCCUUCACAGACUGAAGUGUUCGAUGAUCCACAAGCAGAUCUUAAACCACUGGAAGAAGAUGCAGAAAAAGAAGGGCAUUAUUAUGGCAAAUUGGAACUUGAGUCUGGAAAGUUCCUUCCUAGAUUAAAGAAGUGUGGAAUGGAAAAGAGUGCACAGACAUCUCUGGAUUCACAGGAAGAAUCAUCUGGAAUAUUGCUGUUGGAAAACGAGAGUUCUUGCGUAGAAUGUGGUAUAAAAGACCUGCAAGACGUGAUGGCUGCGGAAAACCCUAACACUAGUUGCAAUGUUGUAGAACCACAAGAAGAGGAAGACAAGUCUUGCAGUUGUGGAGAUAAUUCAUAUGAAGAAAAUCUUGUUACUUCAGCACAGCUGAAAGAGGUAUGUUCUUGAGAGAUGUACAGUGGUGCCCCGCAAGACGAAAAACUCGCUAGACGAAAGAGUUUUCCGUUUUUUGAGUCGUUCCGCAAGACGAAUUUCCCUAUGGGCUUGCUUUGCAAGACGAAACUUCUUGCGAGUUCUUGCAAGUUUGUUUCCUUUUUCUUAAAGCCGCUAAGCCACUAAUAGCCGUGCUUCGCAAGACGAAAAAACCGCAAGACGAAGAGACUCGCAGAACGGAUUAAUUUCGUCUUGCGAGGCACCACUGUAUUCUGUACAUUUUUUUGUAUAAUUCAAAGAUCUAACAUAUUUCAGAAAAAUGGAACCUUAAUGCCAUCACAAAAGGCAUGUUGGCUAUGAAUUACAUUAAUGUGUUAAAUAGGUUGUGAUCAACAUUGUUCACACAUGUAAACUCAAAAAUACUCAAGAAAGCAGUAGAGGAACAUGAGAGAGACAGGGUUGGCAUCCAGACUGCUAAGAGAACAAACCUCUCUCAGUGAGCAAAUACAAUACCAUUUUCUUGCAACCUGCUGUCUAACCCUGUUGGGCAGGGUAUAGCUGUUGCACUAUAUUAAGAACCUGUGUAAAUAUUCCAAGGUGUUCUAAAAUGAUUGUUCUAUUCUUGUAUUAUGCUGCUUGUUGGAAGAAUUUGACAAACUGCCUAAAAUGUAUAGUCCUGAUGCAACUGUUAUGAUUAAUUUUUUUAUGAAGGGUAAAAGAUAGAGGAUUUCAGAAUUUAUCCUCCAGUCAUGCUAUAUAAUCUAGCAACUGAAAGGCUGGCUUGAAUUUGUGACUUUAAAAUACCGUAUAUACUCGAGUAUAAGCUGAUUUUCAGCACAUUUUUUAUGCUGAAAAAGCCCCCCUCGGCUUAUACUCUAGUGGCGGCGGAGGAACGAGAAGCAAAAAGGAGCCCUUUGGGGCUGCUUGUUCUUCCUCCACCGCUGCUGCCACCAGCCCCUGCCUCUCAGCAGCACCCUAGGUAGGCAGGGGGACGGGAGGGGCUGGGGGGAGAGAGAAGCCCCCUCUGCCGUGUGCGCAUGUGCACGUGCGCGCAUGCACUCUGGCCCACCAGGAGGUUUGUGGUGUGGUGAACCUGCUUAUACUCAAGUCAAUAAGUUUUCCCAGUUUUUUGUGGUAAAAUUAGGUGCCUCGGCUUACGGUAUAUUCGGGUCGGCUUAUCCUCGAGUAUAUGCAGUAUGGUAUAUUUUAAAAUUAAAAUUUAAAGCAUGAAUUAUUAGCUGUUUGAGGUUUUUAAAAAUGGCUGCUCUUAUCAGUAUGAGGAUUUUUGAGGGCCCCAAGCCAGAGAACUACAGAGCAGCGGAAUGAACGCAGCACACAUGACUUUCUACCUGUCAUCCCCAAACAGGGAUUAAAUGUGAACUGGGAUCCAAUUCAAACAUAGGUGUUGAUCUCAAGGCUGAGCACAAAUACCUUCUGCUAUUCUCUUCUGUUUCUUGGGAAACAGACGGCUUUGAAUCUGGGAAUAAGCUUCAGUGGGGCAGACCUCUCAGUCAAUGCUUCAUGAGUGUAACUUGGUGCUAUAUAGUCACUCUAUCAAAAAGCACAAACUUUGCAACUGUAGCUUUUAAACAACAUUUAAAUGUAUUUUGGCUACAGAUUAAUCAGUAAGCAGAAGUGCAGUUUAGUGCAGUGUUUUAUCUCUUAAACUAAAAUACAGUUAUUCUCAAAACAGUUUCCUGUAUUGAAUAAUGAUCUUCAGAAAAUAAGCUACAAUCAAGCGAAGCAGUGCUGGUGGGAGAAAGCUCUUUAUACGCCACUCUUUCCUGCAUCACAGUUUGAAGGUAGCAGCAUCUUUUAACUUACUUAAAAUGAACUGAACACUUUAUAUCUGAGCAGAAAUAGAAGGUGAAUGCAGUUGAGCAUGUACCAACUUGUAACCAUUAAGUACUGUAUGCCAAACAUACUUUUGGAGGGGAAUUGCCACUCACCUACUUCCCAUGCAUUCUUAUCACUGCAAUAGUGUUGUGAGCUUACAAAGUAGUUUCUGGCAUAUUAGGAAUGGUCAUCUAUAUUUAAUCUUAGCUACUAUCUCACAACCAAAGUGGCGAGUGCCGACAGAAAUGAAGCUACAAUGAGGCUAAUGAAAAACAUGAGGGAUGUCUGCAUGCUAAGGGGAAACUCUGGGAUGUUUCAGACAGGGUCUGCAAAUUAUGGCUGGCUGUGAAGUCCAGUCCCCCCAGGAGAACACAACAGUAUUAUAAACAUUUUAUCACCACUGUUUUUUAUUAGCACUGUAUUGUCUGAUUAAAAACUGAAGUUGUAUAGCUAAGGUUUUUUGUAGGUUGAUGAACACAUGCUUUAAAAAAACCCUCUUGACUUCUGAAUAGCUGCACUGCUUUUUACAAUUUGUUCUCCUUCAUACAUCAAAGACCGUAUAUUCGAAUGUUUAAAAAAUAGUAAAGUGAAUGUUAUUUCUAGUAUAAGCAUCAAAAUAUGGGGAAUUUUGGAUUUUGGCUUUUUAUUUUUUAAUAUGUACAAAUGCCCCAGUAUUUCACAGAGUUGUAUGGCACCUUAGAGACCAAAUUAUUUUGUGUCAUGACUACCAUUUUAUGCAGCAUACCUGCCUGGGAGUAAGUGCUAUGGAAUGUAAUCGUGCUUGACUUCCUUCUACAUGCAAGACAUACUGAGCUUUAACUAACAAUCGUGCUUCAGUCAGCUGAAAUGCAACUUUUAGCUUUUAAUUAAAAAUGAACAAUCUUACAAAGGAAUGUUACCAUUUAAACUUGCUUCCUGCUAAUCCAAGAAAAUGAUAGAAAUAUCUAGCCUCUAUUUGAUUCAUUUCCUCACUUGGGUCUUUUUUGUUCUCUCUGUGCCAUUGUAAGCUUUAUGGGCCAAAAGAGAAAAUUAUGCCCAUCAGUGGAGCAGUUUAAAGAAGCUCCCACUCCGGCUCAUGCAAGCCGAGGGGCGGGUGGUUUAAGAAAGCCCGCUUCUCAGCUGAUCAAGCCCCCUGCCUCCAGCUUGAGUGUCCCUCAGCGGGGGCUUCAUUAAACUGCUCCACUGAGGUGCGGCAGACGCACACCCUUCAGCGGAGCAAUAUAAAGAAGCCUCCUUCCUAUGCAGUCCCUCUGGGAUAUGAGGGCCAGAGCUCGAUGGCAGUUUUACCCAGUGUUUAUUGCAGGUGAAGCAGCCAUUGCUCUCUGGCCCUCAUACCGGUCCUAGCCCAUGUAUUGAUACAACGCUCAGGCCUAGUGUACACCACAACCACUCACACAUCACAACCACAUAAGUGCCCUCACAAUUAAGAUUAGGAAAAGCAUUUUAGCUCUUUCCAAACCUGAUUUGGGAGGUAGGAGUGAUCCUCCUGAAGAGUGAUUAAUUUUUCCUCCCCAUCUGCAAUCUUGAGGAAGAUCUCCCCCGUGCGCACACACCAAUUAGGCUUGGGGGAAAACCUUCUCUUGAAGCCAAGUUUUCACCCUAAUUGGGGUGCUACAACUGGGGACCAUAAAACCAUUGUUAAGACUUCUGUCGAACAAGCAGGCCGAGGGAUGGGGGGAAUGACUGAAGAGGAAUGGAGCCGAGUUGGAAUCCUUUGCUCACAUAGGACUUGAUCUUGCCCCUGGUGUUAGACCUAUGAAAAAGGUGUUAACAAGAAUUCAAACACUUUCUUAGUGGAGCACUUCAGAUGGCUGCCACCUCUGUCUUUCCCAAAUCUCAGAAUAAGAUUCCAGUUUGGCAGCCAAUCGCAACACAUCACCAGGAGUAUAUAAGCUUUGGCAAGGGAACAUCACUCAUACAUCAUGCUAGGACUCUCUCUGUCCAGAAAAACAUGACCAUACAAGUAUGAACUUGAUAAAAAGGUGCUUUGUGCAAACAAAAAACCACCAAGGAAGAUAGGAAGGGUAGAUGGAUAACUCUUGUGCUCUCAGACCCUUUACAGGUACUCUGCUUCCGAACUCCUGACACACACAUGCACCAGGAAUCCCAAAUCCACUGCAGCAACUGGAAGCUGAAGGACAAGCCACCCUACAUAGGUAAUCUGGGUGGGUGGUGGGUAACCAGGGAUGUGGUGGUCCAUUCCUCAAACUACGACUCCUGAGCAUCCCCCAUCUGUUCCUUAUAAGCAUCCCAAAAUGUGCAGAGUACGUGCAUCCAUGGCCAGAAGGUUUUCCUCUCCUACCCUAGAACAGAGUUUUUCAACCUUUUAGGUCCAUGGUUCCCUUGACCAACUACAUUAUUUCUGCAGCACCCUGUGAGACUCAGAAGCCCAGUUAUGUCACUCCUUGACUGCAGAGCUGGCAGCCCCUCACCCACUUUCGAACACCCUCCCUUGUGGAGUGUUCCCUCAGCCUCCUCUUCUCCCCUCUCCUUGGGAGUCCUCUGGGCAGCCCAGUUGAUCCCCCUGCCCAAAGGAGAGGGGCCUUCUCACACUGUCCCACAGGGGCCUGGGAAGCACCCCCUGGCCAGCCCCAGAGGCACCAUUCACCUGGGGAGUUUGUAGCCAGAGCUGUUGCAACAAACAGCUGUAGAAGCCUUUGGGAGGCAGAGAUAUGAGAGGGCACCAGAGGAGGGAGGGGCAGAGGCCAGUGUUGCCCAUGGCACCCCUGACCAUCAUUCAAGGUACCCCAGGGUGCUAUAGCACAGUGGUUGAAAACCACUGCCCUAGACAGAAUGUCUAAUCUGGAUAAAAGAUUGGAUAACACUGGAAAGAACAGACAUUUUAGACCUUGAGAGUCAUUGUAACAGAUUUGGAUGGCAUGCCUUUCUCGGUUAUAAUAAAGCUAAAGUGCAUAGCGGAUUUACUAGUUACAUUCUCAGAAAUGCUCUAUUUAAAGUCUGGACCAGAUAUCAACCUCUUAUUGGAGCCACAAACUCCAUGGUGGCUAUCACCGUUGGAAGCACAUGCUGUUAAAAAAUUGAACAUGCAGAGACAUUGGGCCUCAUAUAGGCAGUUAAUAACAGAAGACCAAGGCCAAUUAAAGUUAAAACCAGACCGGGAGAUAAGGCAACAUUUAUCUGACUGGCUCCAAUACCAUCAGCUGAAUAGCGUUUUCCAAUCAGAUAUUAAAAGAGAUUUUGGCAAAGAAGAUUCAAAAUUCCAAUUGAUAGUAUUAAAAAAAACACACGAAACCUUUAUCCAAAAUGUAUGAUUUCCUAUUGGAGUGAGACAUGAAGGAUGAACAAGUAAAGGAGGCUCAGAUAAAAUGGGCCCAAGACAUUGGCAGGACUAUCUAUUUAGAACAGGGGGAGAGGCUAUGGCAAGUGGAUAUUAAUUUCACAGCCUGCUACUGUAUCAAAGAAAACUUUAUUAAAAUGUUCUUUAAACAUUUAAGUUCUUUAAACACCAGCCAAGGUCACAAAAAUUUACAAAUUAAAAUCUAUUUUAUGUUGGAAAGGCGGAAAGUCUGCUGGAGAUGUGAAAAGAUUAAAACCUUCUGGCGCAUAAUACAUGAUGAGUUAAAAAAAAAUGCUCAGGAUCUCUAUAGGAAAAAAACCUGAGGCAUAAUAGGGAGUGAUAUCCCACAGAAUAAGAAAAUAAUUUUUUUAUAUGCCACAGUAGCCGCCAGAAUAGUUCUAGCCAGCAAAUGGAAAGACAAGACAGUAUCCUCUAAAGAAGAAUGGAUUUAUAAACUAAGUGAAUACAUAGAGUUGGCAAAAUUAACAGCAAUUAUAAGAUCUCAAACAAAUCAAAAUUUAAAAUCAGAAUGGAAAUGCUUUGAAGAAUACAUGGAAAAAUGCUGCUCUGAAAAGAAUAUGUUAAUAUGCAUAGAUUAAACGUGUAAAGUGGAUGUGUGAAUAUAAAUAUAUGGUAUAGCAAGUAUAGAUUACGUAUGUAAGUAUGUAAAGUAAAGGUGAAAAUAAAAUCAGAAAGGGUUGUAAGAGAUAAAGAUGAAGAUUUUUAGAAGAAAGUUGAUCCGUGAUGGAGGGAGGUCACAGGGAUGGGUAAGGUGUCUUGCUUUAGUUUGUAUAGGUAGCAUAUGUGUUUCUAUGUGUAUUUGUGGUAUCUGUACGUCUUUGUUCAUAUAUAUUUUUCCCCUCAAAAAAAUAUCAAAAAGAAAACCACUGCCCUAGAAUAUAGGAAGAGUCUAAACUGACUGGAGAAUCUUCCCUUACCUAAUAGGUUAUAAGACUGUCCAAAUCCCAGUGAGCUCUCAUCAUGCGCUGGAAAAAGCAAAUAGUUAUAAUUAUUAUUUAUACUCCACCCAUCUGGCUGGGUUUCCCCAGCCACUCUGGGUGGCUUCCAGCACAUAUAGAAACAUAAUAAAAUGUCAAACAUUUAAAACUUCCCGAUACAGGGCUGCCUUCAGGUAUCUUCUAAAAGUUGUGUAGUUCUUUAUCUCCUUGACCACUGAUGGGAGGGCAUUCCACAGGGAUGGUGCCACUGCUGAGAAGGCCCUCUGCCUGGUUCCCUGUAACUUGGCUUCUCGCAGUGAGGGAACCGCCAGAAGGCCCUCGGCACUGGACCUCAGUGUCCAGGCAGAAUGAUGGGGGUGGAGAAACUCCUUCAGGUAUACUGGACUGAAGCCAUUUAGGGCUUUAAAGGGUCAGCACCAACACUUUGAAUUGUGCUCGGAAACAUACUGGGAGCCAGUGUAGGUCUUUCAAGACCGGUGUUAUAUGGUCUCGGCUGCCGCUCCCAGUCACCAGUCUAGCUGCCGCAUUCUGGAUUAGUUGUAGUUUCUGAGUCACCUUCAAAGAUAGCCCCACAUAGAACUCAUUGCAGUAGUCCAAGCGAGAGAUAACCAGAGAAUGCAUCACUCUGGCGAGACAGUCCGCGGGUGAGUAGUGUCUCAGCCGGCAUGUCGGAUGGAGCUGGUAGACAGCUGCACUGGACACAGAAUUAACCUGUUCUUCCAUGGACAGCUGUGAGUCCAGAAUGACUCCCAGGCUGCACACCUGGUCCACACCCACCUGCCCCACAAAGGGAAGUGCAACCAACUUCAAUAAAAGCCAAGCAAUCCCCUCCACCUUUUCUUAAUGCUAGCAGAACUUGUAAUGUGUUCUCCCUUGCAGGAUCAGAACCAGGUUACAUUGAAGCAGAACAGUCGCAGGAGAGAGACACUCUACAUUUGAUGAGUAAGUACUUUGCCCAGAACAAUGUUAUAUCCAAUGGGUCUUUCCAAAUACUGACGCCAGCAGAGUUAAGAGGUGAGAGCAUUCUUGUUUGAAGAAAAAGGACAUAGGCAGUGGCAUCUAGAAUAAAAAGACUAUUAAGUGUUGGCACCGUUUUUCAUUUACUCGUUACCCUGGGUCACAGCUAACGUCUUGUAACACCUUGCCUAUGUUUCUCUUGUCUCCUCAGGCAAUCCAGCAACCAUCCUGAAUACACAGAAGCAAGAAUGCUCUUCGCAGAUCAUGACAUGCAGACCACAAGGGAUGUCUACAGCUUCAGCAACCGCCAGUGAGAAAGCAGCUUUUUUCUCUAGAGUUUGCUACCAUUUUGUUCCUACAGGGUUUUGUGCCUUUGAAAGCUGAAUGACAGGCAGUGUGGCAAACAGGUGCAGCUGCACUCGGGGAAGUCUGCACCAGUGAACCCCUCUGGCUGUUAACAAUGUUUUCGAAGGCAGAGGACUCCUGUGGAAAUAAAAAUAUGGCAACCCCUGCUCUGUGGUACUGUCAGGCCUCACUCCACAACUGAUAUUGUUCAACAAAAUCUGUGACUGAAUUGCUUUUCUUAUGGUGGCUAAGCAGUUAGGGAAGCCUUUCCCCUUAUUGGUCACCUCAGAUGUCUUUAGAGGACAUACAAUGGAAGGGAUUAUCCACAACAGCCCACCUGGGUUGAAUGUCUGUAUCUUGCCUAUGUUUGUGCCUUCUGUGUGUCAUUAAUUGGUGGACAUCAUGAGCACUGGCAUAGCAGGAUCAUAAAACUGGCCUGCACAAGAAGCCAGAAGAACUGAUACUACACUGUAAGAUACAGUGGACCCUCUGGAUACGAAUUAAAUUAGUUCUGGGGGUCCAUCCGCAACCCGAAAAGUUUGUAGGCAGAGGUGCUGCUUCUGUGCAUGCGCGUUGUGCAAUUGAGUGCUUCUGCACAUGGCGAAACCUGGAAGUAUACACAUCCGGGUUCACCACGUUCGUAACCCAAAAGUUAUGUAUCCAGAGUGGUAUGUAACUAUAGGGUCCACUGUAUUAAAAUAAGAUGUAAGAAAUAAAACAUUUUAAAACCAUGGUUCUGUUUAGUCACUUGACCAAUUGAACUGAUGAGAGAUCCCUCUGUUUCCUUCACUAGCCUCUGUUGCAGUUCUGCUUGUCUUUUGACAUCUUAAUUGACCAAACUGGAUACUUUUGUUUAACACAUAAUAAAGACACUAUGCCACUGAAAGGUAACUUUAACAAAAACAAAAAACCUUUUGUAAUGGAAUUCUGUUUUUCUCUCUCCCCCUUAUCUAAAAUACAACUUUGGAAGAAUGCUGUACAAAUGUCAAGAGAGAGAACAGUAUUGGAGAAUUUGCAGAUGUGGAAGAAAUAUCGCAGUGUGAAGAACAUCUUCUAGAUUUUAAUAUGGUAAGCUUAGCAAAUAUUUUGCAAUAGCCAGCGCAACUGGAAAUCAGUUCUAAGUCACAUGCGGAACCCCAGUGAGUAGAGGAGAUUCCCCAUUUCAGAGGUUUGCCUCUCAGUUUGUGGAGAGGGGCAGGGAGAAAUAAGGCUUGCAGAAGUCUUCAUAUGAGUAGAGUGCCUGAAGAGGGCAGGCACUGGAGGUUGCAGAGGAGCAGUUGCUGACUUUCCUUUUCAGACAGCUUUUCACAUCAUGCUGAAUCCUCUUAUAGAUGUGAUGGGCCCCAGAGGGUGCAUUGAGAAGUGGGGAGAAUGAAAGUCCCUAUUGUGUGCAUGUAACUCUCUUUGGAGCUCAGUCAAAAUGUGUAAUCAUAGUGCAGUAACACUGAGAUUUAGCUUUUCUGUAUAUAGGAUUACCAUACAGUGGUACCUUGGUUCUCAAACGUAAUCCGUUCCAGAAGUCCGUUUGACUUCCGAAACAUUCGAAAACCAAGGCGCAGCUUCUGAUUGGCGCAGGCACCCCAGAAACAAUAGCCGACAACCACAUCAGAUGUUUGGCUUCCAAAAGUGGAACACACACUUCUGGGUUUUUGGCUUUCAGGAGCCGAAAUGUUUGAGUACCAAGGCGUUCUAGAACCAAGGUUCCACUCUACAAUGUUUGAAUGUUUAUUUAGUAGGGGAAAUUUUAUAUUCUCUUUUGCAAAGCUGUAUUCUACAUUUUAAUUUCUUAAAUCUAUAGGUUUCUUCUGUACAUGAAGCAAGGUGUGCAGAUCCCAGAAGUUCUGAAACAAAAUCAAAUGGCAUUAGGAAAAAGCUAUACUCCAGUGACAGCCCCAGCUCUGAAGGCACAGCAUCAGAAGGUGGAAAUGGAUGGGCAGAUCCUUGUGAAGAGCUUUUCUCUCGAACUCAGCUAUAA